AUGGUGGUGAAGAUGGUGAUGAGAGUGAUGGUGGGGUUGGUGAUUGUGAUUGUGGAGUUGAAGAUGGUGAUGAUGGAGCUUGUUGUGAUGGUUUUGGUGGUGUUAAAGGUGAUGGUAAUGGUGGUGAUGGUGGUGAUGGUUACGGAAGUUGGUCAUGGAGGUUGUGAUAGUGGUGAUGGUUGUGACGAUGGUGUUGUUGGAGAUUAUAGUGAUGUUGGUGGUGGUGAUAGUGGUGGUGAUGAUGGUCAUGGUGAUAGUUUUGGUGAUGGUGGUAGUGAUAGUGGGUUUGUUGAUGGUGGUUAUGAUGGUUAUGGUGAUGGUCGUAUUGGAGGCGGUGGUGGUGGUAUUGGUGGAGAAGGUGCUGGUGGUGGUGGUAUGGACGACGUCGUGUUUGUAAGCGGCUCAGAGUGUCCGUACACGUUCGAUGUUGUCGAAGAAUUGCAAGGAAAGAAUGUCACAGCGAGAGAUGCAAUGGCCUGGACGUGCUCCAUACGAGCCUACUGGGUGAAUAUUCUACCACUCGUAAAAAUCGUACGGUUUCUGCUAUCGUACGGGACAGCGCUUACAGUGAUCAUGGGGGUAUUGCUAAACGCCCUUUCAUUUAUUGUCCUAACAAGAAAACACAUGCGUAAGACUACAUCGAAUCUGUAUUUGUCAUUUCUCGCAAUAUACGAUAUCGGCACGUUGAUAUUCAACUUUAUGAUUGGAGUCAUUCGAGGGAAUAGCGAAAUGGCCAACAAAACAUUCCAAAACAGCGAAUCCCUUUGCACGUUUCACGGUGUGAUCGUUGAGCUGUUUAGUAUGUUAUCCGUAUGGAUCAUUGUAUCCUUUACAGUUGAGAGGUUCCUCAUGAUCAAAUUCCCUUUUAAAGCUCGCACCUGGUCUCCACGAAAGACUGUGAUCACUUUAAUAAUCGUCUCCGCCGUUGUGACGCUGAUAUCAUUGCAUAAAAUUGCUGUGUCUGGAUUUGAAGGAGAUUCUGUGUUCGGAUACAAAGCAUGCAAAACGCGCAGGACGAUCUUCGUAGAGAUUAUCUACGUGUAUGUUGCGUUGAACACGUGGCUCCCGACAGUCUCUAUCGUGAUCCUGAACGGCAUUAUGAUUAACGAACUUAGAAAAAAUAAAAUAAAGCGUCAACAGAUGACACAAACGUCAAUGACGAAAACCGACGAAAAGGCCACACGCCAGUUGCUGAUGAUUUCGAGCACAUUUGUUCUGCUUGUUCUGCCGCUUGGAAUCGUCCAAUCGAUGGAGCUGAUUUGGAAUGGAACCCAGACAGUUCCACCCGGUCACGUGGACUACGAACAAUUCAUUAUCAUGAAAAUACGUCUGAAAUGGGUCAGAUCAUUCUUCUUUUUCUUCUAUCAGCUUAACUUUGCGAUUAACUUCUUUCUAUAUGUAGCGUCAUCAUCCUCGACCAGGUUCAGGGCAACCCUUCGAAAGAUUUUAGGGAUGAAACAGCAGGAACAGGAAUCGAUGUUCACCCGACCGCAACCAAAAUCGAACGCCAUAGCUCCAGUGUCCGCAAUCGAUGACGAUUUGGAUGCGAAACCUGGUUCAUCUAGAGCCUAAAACGUGUAGAAAAAUCAGCUUUUGGGCUAAGGGUCGUACGAUUUUAGUGAUUUUACCCAUUCCAG
This is a messenger RNA of Dreissena polymorpha, 1637 nucleotides long. RefSeq names its product FMRFamide peptide receptor frpr-18-like. Gene Ontology annotation, molecular function: G protein-coupled peptide receptor activity. Bases 1 to 1572 code for a protein of 523 amino acids. Gene Ontology annotation, cellular component: plasma membrane. The transcript has 3 exons. The record is from RefSeq and is a predicted model, not a curated record. Lineage: Eukaryota; Metazoa; Mollusca; Bivalvia; Myida; Dreissenidae. Gene Ontology annotation, biological process: G protein-coupled receptor signaling pathway.